This is a messenger RNA of Agrilus planipennis (emerald ash borer), 2170 nucleotides long. Its product is annotated as mRNA-capping enzyme. Gene Ontology annotation, biological process: 7-methylguanosine mRNA capping; protein dephosphorylation. The record is from RefSeq and is a predicted model, not a curated record. The transcript is spliced from 11 exons. Gene Ontology annotation, molecular function: mRNA guanylyltransferase activity; protein tyrosine/serine/threonine phosphatase activity; mRNA 5'-triphosphate monophosphatase activity. The coding region runs from base 261 to 2060 and encodes 599 amino acids. Lineage: Eukaryota; Metazoa; Arthropoda; Insecta; Coleoptera; Buprestidae.
AUGGAAGGACAAGAAACGAUAGGCGACAAGCAAUGGUAGAAAAUAAAAACUCGUUUGAUUAACUUUUAUGGCAGAUGCUAACAAUAAGUGCUAAGGAAGUUUGAAAGUCUGUUUACAUUUAGGAGAAUUUUUUAAUCGUUAUUGCAGUGUUUUAAUUAUAAUUGAAAGUCCUCCAAAUUUAGUUAGUGUUCAUGAUUUGUCAACGACAUUCAGAGUGCAUUAAUUAAGACCAUAGUGAUUGUGGAAGUUCUAAAUUGAAAAUGAGCAAGUAUAAAGACAGUUCUGGAGCAGGAAUAAUUCCAAACAGAUGGCUGCAUUGUCCUCGAAAAGCAUCUGAUUUAAUUGUUAAUAAAUUUAUAGCUUUUAAAACUCCUUUAAGUAGCAGAUAUGAUGAUCAAGUGCCAGCAGAGUGCAGGUUCCCCCCUAAAAUGCUGUUUGAUCUUUGUAGAGCAAAAAGGAUAAAAAUAGGUUUAUGGAUAGACUUAACAAACACAAAGAGGUUUUACAACAAACAAGAAGUAGAAGAACAUGAUUGCAGAUAUUUAAAAAUGCAGUGUCGUGGUCAUGGUGAAACACCUUCUGAAGAGCAAACUGCUUUCUUUAUAAAAAUGGUGCACAACUUUAUUUUACAAAAGCCUUUAGAAUGUAUUGCAGUUCAUUGCACUCAUGGAUUUAACAGAACUGGGUUUUUAAUAGUAUCUUAUUUAGUAGAAAAAAUGGAUUUAGGAGUAGAAGUUGCUCUGGAAAUGUUUGCCAAUGUUAGACCUCCCGGAAUUUAUAAGGAAGAUUAUAUUAGGGAAUUAUAUAGACGCUAUGAGGAUGAUAAUGCACCACCUGCACCUCCACUUCCUGAUUGGUAUUUUGAUGACAAUGAGGCAGGAAAUUCUUCUGAUUCACAAUCAUACAGAAAUGAAGAAUCACCUGAAUCUUCAAAUAGCUCCAACUGUGAUAAACAAAGUAAUAAUUUAAGAAGAAAUAGAAGAAAUAUGAAGGCUCCUAUUUUUAUGAAGGGGGUACCUGGUGUUAUUCCAUUUCUAGAACAACCAAAAGCAUCUCAACUUCAAGAUAAAGUUCAAGUCAUGUGUGAAUGGAAAGGUAAUGGUUUUCCUGGUUGUCAACCAGUAUCCAUGAGUGUUGAGAAUAUAAAUUUGUUACACCAAAAACCAUAUAGAGUUUCUUGGAAAGCAGAUGGAACUAGAUACAUGCUGUUAAUACAUAAGGAAAAUGAAAUAUAUUUCUUUGAUAGAGAUCAUAAUGUAUUUAAAGUUACAGGCCUAACUUUUCCACAUAAAAAAAAUUUAAAUAUACACCUAAAGGAUACCUUGUUAGAUGGUGAAAUGGUAAUUGACAAAGUUGAUGGUCAGGACAUACCCAGAUAUUUAGCAUAUGAUAUAGUGAAAUUUGAAGGGAAAGAUGUUGGAAAAAUGGCUUUUUCCACUGUCAGAAUGGAAUGCAUUCAAAAGGAAAUAAUUAAUCCACGUAUUGCUGCAAUGGAAAAGGGUCUAAUAAAUAAGGCUUCUGAACCAUUUAGUGUGAGAAAGAAAGAAUUUUGGCAUAUAACUCAAGCUGCUAGUCUGUUAGGAGAAAAAUUUGCAAAAAAUUUAUCCCAUGAGCCUGAUGGUUUAAUUUUUCAACCAGCAAAAGAACCAUAUGUGGCUGGUAGAUGUGAUGAAGUACUUAAAUGGAAACCUCAAGAUUUGAAUUCAGUUGACUUUAGACUGAGAAUAGUGGAAGAAAGUGGCGCAGGAAUUGUACCAAGAAAAGUAUGCCAACUUUAUGUAGGUCAAUUAAAUGCGCCAUUUAGUACAAUGAAAUACACAAAGCAAUUAAAAGAUCUGGAUGGGAAAAUUGUUGAAUGUAAAUAUGAAAAUGACCAAUGGAAGUUCAUGAGAGAAAGAACUGAUAAGUCUUUUCCGAACAGCUAUACUACUGCAAUGGCUGUAUAUCAUAGUAUUCGCAAUCCCGUUACAAAGGAGAAAUUGUUAGAUUUUAUCGAACGAUAUAGGUUUGAUGAUGACUGUGAUCUAAUGCCUCCACCACCUAAGCGAAUUUGCAGGUAGAAUAAACAUGAAACUCGCGAUGAAUAAAAAAAUUAUUUAUUAAACACUGAGACUACUUGAACAUUAUUUUGUAUCGAAAAUGUCAGUAAUAAUAAAGAUAAUGUGCAUUA